AUGAGUGCACUGGAUGUGGCCCAGGAGAAGAUGAUAGAGGCGCUGCACGCCAAGAUACUGCAACUGGAAGCUGAGCUCCGAAACGUCACGGAGGCACUUGGGAAGGAGAAAUCAAAAAACUGGGACUUGACGUAUCAACGCCAUGACCUGCAGGAGGAAGUCUGGAGGCUCAAGAUGCACCUCAGUCACAGCAUGACCAUCAGCGACUGGGAAGAGGGUUCUUUGAUGCCCCAGACGGCUCUUGAGAACGCGUUGGAGCUGAGGAUCAAGGGGUUGGAAAGGCGGGUCAAGGAGCUGGACGAUAAGGUGCGAAACAGGGAUUUGAGGGUCGGAUACAUCGAUGGAACCGACAGGGUUCGAUCGAGGUCGAUAACUUCUGAGCCCGAGUGGACGCAGAAACUCGGUUGCUCCCGAAGCCACCGUCAGGCAGGGAGGGUCUGGGCCUUGGACCCCCCCCGGGUCCCGUGGGCUCUGGUCGAAGCAUUCGCUGGCGCUAUGCGAUUGGCCAAUGUCGUCUGGCACCGAGCACGCAAACAAUGA
Messenger RNA from Chaetomium globosum CBS 148.51, 540 nucleotides. RefSeq lists its product as uncharacterized. Bases 1 to 540 code for a protein of 179 amino acids. The record is from RefSeq and is a predicted model, not a curated record. Lineage: Eukaryota; Fungi; Ascomycota; Sordariomycetes; Sordariales; Chaetomiaceae. The transcript is spliced from 2 exons.